UCUCCAAAUUUUCCUUAACUACAUUUAUCUUAAAACGGAAAAAAUAUAGAAAAAAAAAAGAUGGGCAAAAAAAUGAAGCUCCCCUCUCUUCUCAAGAACACUUCUGCUUCUUCUUCUUCUUCUUCGUCUUCUUCUUGGGCUUGGCCUUCAUGUCACCAACCAAAAACCCACUCUUUCAGAGCCACCAAAGAAAUCUUCAAGACCUACUUCGACGCCACCGUCACCGCCAUGGACACGCUACUUCUCAACACCUCCGAAGACUCCUUCUUCACCGUGUCUCCGGACUCCACCAGCUUCUCAACCACUUCCGACGACGACUACACACCGUCAACAAAAGACGACUCAUCUCUCGAGACCGUCAUUCGCGGCUUGCGCCACCGCUCCGACCGCCUGUUCUUCGACCCGGACGACGGCAGUUCCAUCAUAGAAGCAAAAUCAGUAACCGCAACGGGAACGGCGGGAGCGUCGUGGUCGUUGCCGUUGUUCAAGGACAGCGUGGCGUUGUCCAUGGAGUCACGAGAUCCUUACGUGGAUUUCAGAAAGUCCAUGGAAGAAAUGGUGGAGGCUCAUGGAGUGAAAGAUUGGGAAGGUCUUGAAGCGCUUCUUGGUUGGUACUUGAAGGUUAAUGGGAAGAGCAAUCAUGGAUAUAUAGUUGGUGCUUUCGUUGAUUUAUUAGUCUCUCUUACACUUGCUUCAUCUUCUUCUUCUACUACUUCAUCUUCUGAUUCUCCUUCUUCUUCUUCUUCCUAUUCUCCUUCUUCUCCUUUGUCCUUUUAUAGUUCUUCACUCUCUUCCUCUUGUGUUUCUUGCUUGGAGGCUGAACAAGAACCACAAGAGGUUGAUGAUGGUGAUGAUAAUCAUACUCCUCCUGCUUCUUCGUCUUCGUUGUUGGAGCAAGAUAAGGAGAAGAUCAAAUAUGAACAUGUUGCUUCUUCUUCUUCAUCAUCUUCCUCAAAAGUCUAAGUUUUUGUUUAUCAUAAAACUAUUCAUCAUCAAAGGUUAAACUUAUUAGACAGAUAUAUGUAUCGAAAAGAAUUGUAUUAUUGUUGUGUACUUUUUAGGCUCCAAAAAUUCUAUUAUUAUGUAUCUCUUUUUUGGAAUAUAUCCGAAUUUUAUUAUUCGGAUGGACUGAUCUGACUCAUAGUAGAUUGUAUCUGCUACUCUUAACACGAUAUGUGGCUUCUAGCAGAAUUGUAAUUUAUUAGUAUAAGUAACAAUUUCUUUUUCAUGA
Arachis stenosperma is the source of this 1231-nucleotide messenger RNA. RefSeq names its product transcription repressor OFP13-like. The record is from RefSeq and is a predicted model, not a curated record. Gene Ontology annotation, biological process: negative regulation of DNA-templated transcription. NCBI's taxonomy places the organism in Eukaryota, Viridiplantae, Streptophyta, Magnoliopsida, Fabales, Fabaceae. The coding region runs from base 61 to 963 and encodes 300 amino acids. The transcript has a single exon.